AUGAUGGUGUCGCCUCCUCAGGAAGACGUCGUAUUAAACGCAGACUCAGAACCUGUCUUUGAACAUGGAGCCACUCUCGUUUCUUCUCCAUUUCAUGCUGACGCUGAGCAUACGUUCGAUAUAUCAUUUGCUGCAGAAGUCACUGACGACAUGACGUUCGACGACACCACAACAACUAGCAGAAACCAUGAUAGCAUUCCAGAAGAGGCAUUGAAAAUGGUAGAGAUACAGAAGACAAAUCACGGAUUUGGUUUCAACAUUGUCGGGGGGACUGAUAACCCGCAUUUCCCUGGCGACAUUGGAAUUUACGUUUCGUCCGUGAAUUCUGAAUCCAAGUCUUACGGGGUCGUUCGGACAGGUGACAAAAUCUUAUCGUUUGAUGGAAUCGACAUGACUUCCAAAACACACGAUGAAGCUGUCGAUGUAUUCAGAAGCGUUGAAACUGGACAUGUUGCAAAGAUGCUGAUUGAUCGUGAAUACUUAUAUCUUCAAGAAGAUCGCACACAAACCCCAACGGCUUCUGCAAUUCUUUCUCCUCAAGUAACACCACAAACGAACGGAGUCAGAAACACAGACACGCCCAAAUCAAUGACGAAUUCCGAAUCAAAAGGUCGUUUGACUUCUCAUGGAAUCUCAGCAGUUAUAGAAAGAAUUCGUGGAAAAGUUUACGACGAAGAAGAUGCUCAAAGUGUGACAUCAUAUGCCCCGUCUACUCAUUCCAUAAUUGACGAUGUUCCGAGAACUCCACGUAAACCACUCAGUAUUCUGGACCCAAGAAAUAACUCGUGGAUCACGGAGGCACUGUACGUCUCAAUCGGACUUGGUGCUCUAACCCUAUCAGGAUAUCUUGUCUACAGAUUCAUCAGAAGUCGCAAGUAA
Messenger RNA from Caenorhabditis briggsae, 879 nucleotides. It is a transcript of the gene Cbr-mics-1, whose product is annotated as Protein CBR-MICS-1. Bases 1 to 879 code for a protein of 292 amino acids. Gene Ontology annotation, molecular function: protein binding. Gene Ontology annotation, biological process: chemical synaptic transmission. The record is from RefSeq and is a predicted model, not a curated record. Gene Ontology annotation, cellular component: neuron projection; postsynaptic density membrane; neuromuscular junction. Lineage: Eukaryota; Metazoa; Nematoda; Chromadorea; Rhabditida; Rhabditidae. The transcript is spliced from 6 exons.